This is a messenger RNA of Dictyostelium discoideum AX4, 3330 nucleotides long. RefSeq lists its product as hypothetical. Lineage: Eukaryota; Evosea; Eumycetozoa; Dictyosteliales; Dictyosteliaceae. The record is from RefSeq and is a predicted model, not a curated record. The transcript is spliced from 3 exons. The coding region runs from base 1 to 3330 and encodes 1109 amino acids. Gene Ontology annotation, cellular component: membrane.
AUGGUUGGGAUGACUGGUUUAAGAAACUCGUGGGUUUUAAAUCUUGAUAUUUUUUCUUUUUUUUUUUUUAUUUUUUUUUUUUUUUUAUUUUUAAAAAAUAUCUUAUUGUUGUGGCCAAUGAUGACGCAGAGGUUUUUUUUGAACCUAACAUUAACACAAUUGAUUUCUUUAACUAUCGUUAAAGUUUCUCUAGUUGAAGCAUUGGCAGUUUCAGUUUCAGCAAUUGUAGCUAUUUUACCAUGGAAAGAUUGGGGAAUAAUUUGGAGUGAUGGAACAUUAAUUUAUACUCCGAUUAUGUGUUUAAUGGUAACUAAUAAUGUAUCAUCAUUUACAAAUAUACAUUUAUCAAUUACAAUGUUAAUUGGUACAUUGAUAGCAUGUUUCUAUGCAUUCAUAAUUAUGUUAAUUACAAGGGACAUUGUUUGGAUAACAUUCUUUCCAACAUUUAUAUUCUAUUAUGUUAUUACAGCCACUUGUAAUAUACCAAAUAGAAAAUGGAUGACUGGUUUAUUUUUAAAAGUUUGUUUUCUAUACCUUUUCAUGACAUUGUAUUUCACAAAGAUUGAAAAUAUGAAUAAUGACAUUGUUGAAGAUAUUUAUAGUAUGCUAUUCGUAGUUGCAACAGUCAUAGUAUCGUCACUUGUUUUCCCAACAUUAGCAUCUCGUUUAAUUUUUGGAAAAGUUGUUAAAACUUUGAAUUCCACAAGAACUUAUUUCCUUUUAAUUGGUAAUUUAUUUGAAGAAAAGUUAGGUAAAACUAGUGGUAAGAUUAAUAAUCAAAUUUUCACAAAUACAUUCCAACAAUUAAUAAAAGAACAACAAGAUAAACAAAAUUCAAAAUCAAAUGUAAUACCUGAAAAACCAAUGUUAAACUUUUCCUUAAAAUCUCAAUUAAAUCCAACUCAAGAAAUUCCAAUGAAUAUAUAUAGUAUUGGUGUUACACCAUUAUUGAAAUCUCAAACUUCAAUAGACCAAUAUGAAAUCCCAGAAGAGAAAUUAAAAUUACCAUUAUCAAGAUCAAUGAAUAAUAAUAGUAAUAGAAGUGCUGUUGUUUUAGAUAUCGGUAGACAUAGAUCAACUACUACCAAUACCACUAGUACUACAGCAAAUAGAGUUCGUUCUAAAUCAGUUUUAUCAACCCAAAAUUUAAAAGAAAAAAUUGAAAUUAUUAAAAAUCAAAAUUUAAAUCCAUUGGAGGAGGAAAUGCAAAUAUUGGAAAUUGAACUUACAAAUAGAAUUGCAACAAUGACCAAUUUGUUGUCAGAGUCAAGAAGUGAAAGAUGGAAUGAUGAUUUGAAUGAUAAUUAUGAUAAAUUAAUAUCAAUGUUUGAAAUGACAUUAAAACAAUUAAUUUCAAUUAAAUCAUCAAUUGAAAAUGGUUUUAAUCAAAAUUCAAUCGAUGAAUUAAUUCAACCAUUAAUUCCAUUCAUUCAAUGUUUAAUUGAAGAAGUUUACUUACAAAUGGGAAUUAUGAUUGAAAUAUUAAAAAAUCAAAAUUUUAAUAUAAAUGAUAAUGAUUCAAUAUUUAAAGUAUUAUUAAAAUCAUUUGAUGAAACUCAAGAAUUGGUUGAUAGAGUUAAAGGUGCAUUUAAACAAGUUGUAAAAGAAUACCAAGAAACUAAUAUUCAAUUAUUAUCAAAUGAUGAUCUCACUAAAGCUCAUUUCUUUGUUCAUGGUAUUCUAUCAUUUUCAUUACAACAACGUCAAUUUGCUGAUAUCUUAAUCAAUGUUAAAAAACAACAACAUUCAUAUUCAGUAAGAUGGGAAUUAAUUAGAUAUGGUUUAUUAAUGGUAUUAUUUGGUUUCCCUUUAAUGAUAAUUAAAAGAUGCAAAUUUAUUAAAAAUAAAUUAUUUGGUAGUGGUGGCAGUACUAAUGGUAGCAGCAGCAGUGGUGGCAGUACUAGUGGUGAAAUUAAAAAAGAUAAUAAUUUAAUUUUAAUUUUUAAAUGGAUUCAUUUUAAUUAUUUUAAAGAUGAUAAAUGGAGGUUUCCAUUACAAAUGUCAAUUUCUUUAACAAGUGGUACAAUUCCAUUCUUUUUUGUUGGUGAUGGUGUUUCUGAUAGUUCUGGUAUGUUUGUUACAUUUGGUGUUUGGACAGUAACAACAAUAGUUUUUAUCAUUGGACCCAGUGUCGGUGCAUCAAUUACUCAAGGAUUUAGAGAGAGUAGAGGUACAUUGGGAGGUGCAAUAGUUGGUUUCGCAGUAUCAUUACUAUGUAGUCAUAUCCCAACACCAUAUAAAGAAAUUGUAAUAAUUGUAUUUGUUUUCAUUUUCACUUUCUUUAUUUCAUAUCCACAUCAAAAUAAAAUUCAUUCCCAAUCUGCUGAAAUUUGUGAAUUAACUUUUCUAUUAGUACUUUUAGGUCAAAAUCUAUCCCAUGAUUUUGAUUACAUGUUUGCUGUAUUAAGAACUGUUCAUAUCAUAUUUGGUGUAAUCUGGAAUGCUUUAAUCUGUUUAAUUGUAUUCCCAUUCUUUUCAUACAAAAACACAAGAAUUAAAAUAUUCCAAAUUACAAAUUCUCUAUCAGAUACCUUUAUCAAUAUUAUCAUUAAUGGUUUAAGAAUGAAUGAACAAAUUAAUCACAACCACAACCAACAUGGUGAUAAUCAAGAUAAGAAUAAUAUUAAAAAUAUUUUAAUUAAUUAUGAUAAAAACUUCAACAAUAACAAUAAUAAUAAUUAUUUCGAUAAUAUUAAUAAUAUUAUUAAAUUACAAAUUGGUACACUUGAAUCAGUUAAAUAUUUAAGAGAGAAUAUGAAAAAAGAAAUUUAUGAAUCAUUAAAGGAGAUUAGAAUUGGCAUUGAUGGAAUUAGAGAUUCUUUAUCAAGUGUUGAAUCUGAAUUAUAUUUCGUAUCACCUUCAAAAACUGUUAAAUAUUAUUCAUUAACUGAAAAUUUAAUUAAUUGUUCAACUAGAUUAAUUUCCUUAGAAAAUUCAUUUGAUCCAAUUUUUAUAGAUUUAAUUAUUUUAUCAAUGUUUAAUUUAAAUCGACCAUUAAAUGAUUUAUUUCAACAAUUGAUUUCAUCAAAAUCUGAUAUUAAAUUAUUAAUGGCUGGUAAAUUUAAAUCAUCAUCUAAUGGUGAUGAUAUAUUUAAACAUUGUCAAUUAAUUAAUGAAAAGUGGGAUUUAGUUAAACAAGAAUUUAAAUCAAUAAGAUUAUUCCUUUUAAAGGAAGGAUUGUUCCAUAUCCUUCAUCCUCAUCAAAUUCAAUUUGGUUCUGGUAUUCAUUCGAUUGAAUUAUUCAUUCAAUCAUUCAUUCUUUUAUUUGAAGAUUUACGUUCAAUUAAAGAUGAAACAAGUUAUUUAAAACAAUUUUUAAAAUUAAAAUGA